UCUAACCAACUACUAAGAAAUACCAUUCUUUCCUCUUCCCACCUUACUCUAUCCAAAAUCUGAAUUUCAUUCUAAGAAUGCUACCAGUGAUUGCAGUUAUAAUGUUACUAAAUAUGAAAAGUGCUGUUUGAUAACAGAGAAGGAAGAAAGAGUAAGAGAAAAUCAACUCAUAAAAAGGUGAUGGAGAGUUACUUGAAUGAGAGUUUUGGAGGGGUGAAAUCCAAGAACUCUACCGAAGAAGCUCUUUCAAAAUGGAGAAAAGUAUGUGGUGUGGUGAAGAACCCGAAAAGACGAUUUCGUUUCACUGCCAACCUCUCCAAGCGUUACGAAGCUGCUGCUAUGCGUCGUACCAAUCAGGAGAAGCUAAGGGUUGCUGUUUUGGUUUCCAAAGCUGCAUUUCAAUUUAUCCAAGGUGUUCAACCAAGCGAUUACCUCGUACCAGAUGAUGUUAAAGCUGCAGGUUUCCAUAUCUGUGCUGAUGAAUUGGGAUCUAUUGUUGAAGGCCAUGAUGUAAAGAAGCUGAAGUUUCAUGGGGGAGUAAGUGGUAUCGCAGAAAAGCUUUCAACAUCAACCACCAAGGGACUUAGUGGAGAUUCUGAAGCACGGAGAAUCAGGCAAGAGGUUUAUGGAAUCAAUAAGUUUGCUGAAAGUGAAGUUCGGAGUUUCUGGAUUUUUGUUUAUGAAGCUCUUCAAGACAUGACCCUCAUGAUCCUUGCAGUGUGUGCUUUUGUGUCUUUGAUAGUUGGCAUAGCAACGGAAGGAUGGCCCCAAGGAUCUCAUGAUGGUCUUGGAAUUGUUGCAAGUAUCUUACUAGUUGUAUUUGUGACAGCAACAAGUGAUUAUCGCCAAUCAUUACAAUUCAAGGAUUUGGACAAAGAGAAGAAAAAGAUUUCCAUUCAGGUUACAAGAAAUGGCUAUAGGCAGAAAAUGUCAAUAUAUAAUUUACUUCCUGGUGAUCUUGUGCAUCUUUCUAUUGGAGAUCAAGUCCCUACAGAUGGGUUAUUUGUUUCUGGAUUUUCUGUGUUGAUUGAUGAGUCAAGUUUAACUGGUGAGAGUGAACCAGUGAUGGUGACUUCCCAGAAUCCAUUUCUUCUCUCUGGAACCAAGGUCCAAGAUGGAUCAUGCACCAUGUUGGUUACCACUGUUGGGAUGAGAACCCAAUGGGGAAAGUUGAUGGCAACUCUCAGUGAAGGUGGAGAUGAUGAAACCCCAUUGCAGGUGAAACUGAAUGGAGUGGCAACCCUUAUUGGGAAGGUAGGACUAUUCUUCGCAGUGGUUACUUUUGUGGUUUUGGUGAAAGGACUCAUGAGCCGCAAAAUCAGAGAAGGAAGAUUCUGGUGGUGGUCUGCAGAUGAUGCCAUGGAGAUGUUGGAAUUCUUUGCUAUCGCAGUUACCAUCGUUGUUGUUGCAGUUCCAGAAGGGCUUCCAUUGGCUGUGACAUUGAGCCUUGCAUUUGCAAUGAAGAAGAUGAUGAAUGACAAAGCCCUGGUGAGGCAUUUGGCAGCUUGUGAGACAAUGGGAUCAGCCACAACUAUAUGCAGUGACAAGACUGGUACACUAACAACAAAUCACAUGACUGUUGUGAAAACGUGCAUUUGCAUGAGCAGCAAGGAAGUGAACAACAAGGAACAUGGUUUGUGUUCUGAACUCCCAGAUUCUGCUCAAAAACUGUUGCUACAAUCCAUAUUUAAUAAUACUGGGGGAGAGGUUGUGGUCAACAAGAGAGGAAAACGUGAGAUCUUGGGGACACCAACAGAGUCAGCAAUAUUGGAGUUUGGAUUAUCAUUGGGUGGUGAUCCUCAGAAAGAGAGACAAGCAUGUAAGCUUGUUAAAGUUGAGCCAUUCAACUCUCAGAAGAAGAGAAUGGGUGUGGUUGUGGAGCUCCCAGAAGGAGGUUUAAGAGCACAUUGCAAAGGUGCUUCAGAAAUAGUUCUUGCUGCUUGUGACAAUGUGAUUGACUCAAAGGGUGAUGUUGUCCCACUUAAUGCAGAAUCAAGAAAUUAUCUUGAGAGUACAAUAGACCAGUUUGCUGGUGAGGCACUUAGAACUCUUUGCCUUGCCUAUAUAGAAUUGGAACAUGGGUUUUCUGCUGAAGACCCUAUUCCUGCUUCUGGGUAUACUUGUAUAGGAGUUGUUGGUAUCAAAGAUCCUGUUCGUCCGGGUGUUAAGGAGUCUGUUCAAGUGUGUCGUUCAGCUGGAAUAAUGGUAAGAAUGGUUACUGGAGACAAUAUUAAUACUGCAAAGGCUAUAGCCAGGGAAUGUGGAAUUUUAACAGAAGAUGGCUUAGCCAUUGAAGGUCCAGACUUUAGAGAGAAGACUCAGGAGGAAAUGUUUGAACUGAUUCCCAAAAUUCAGGUUAUGGCUCGAUCCUCUCCUUUAGACAAACAUACACUGGUGAAACAAUUGCGUACAACGUUUGGGGAAGUUGUAGCUGUAACUGGUGAUGGAACAAAUGAUGCCCCUGCCCUUCAUGAAGCAGACAUUGGACUUGCAAUGGGAAUUGCUGGAACUGAGGUUGCUAAAGAAAGUGCAGAUGUCAUAAUUCUGGAUGAUAAUUUCUCCACAAUAGUGACGGUGGCCAAAUGGGGACGUUCAGUGUACAUUAACAUUCAGAAGUUUGUUCAGUUCCAGCUUACUGUAAAUGUGGUUGCAUUACUAGUAAACUUCUCAUCGGCCGUUUUGACAGGCAGUGCACCCCUCACGGCCGUUCAACUUUUGUGGGUGAACAUGAUCAUGGACACGUUAGGAGCACUUGCGCUUGCAACUGAACCUCCAACCGAUGACUUAAUGAAGCGUGCCCCUCUGGGAAGGAAAGGGGAUUUCAUCAAUAGUAUUAUGUGGAGGAAUAUCUUAGGACAAGCAUUGUAUCAGUUUGUGGUGAUAUGGUUUCUCCAGACGGUAGGAAAAUGGGUCUUUUUCCUCAGGGGACCCAAUGCUGGUGUAGUCUUAAACACACUUAUCUUCAACUCAUUUGUCUUCUGUCAGGUUUUCAAUGAGAUAAACUCUCGUGAGAUGGAGGAAGUAGAUGUUUUCAAAGGCAUAUGGGACAAUCAUGUGUUUGUGGCUGUCAUCGGUUGCACUGUUGUGUUUCAAAUCAUAAUAGUUGAGUACUUGGGAACCUUUGCAAACACAACACCUCUCUCUCUGGUACAGUGGAUCUUUUGCUUAUCAGUUGGAUAUGUAGGCAUGCCAAUCGCAACUUACUUAAAGCAGAUACCCGUCUGAAGCAUUCUCAACUUAGUUUUUAAACACAAGUUUAAGGUUUGUUCUGUUAUUGUACAUUCACUGAUAGCAUGCUAUAACUGGUCUAGCAUUGUUGGAGGUUUCCUUGGGUUGGAAUCACAAGUUUUGAGCAGGAAAUUAGAAAUCUGGAGUCUAGCAACCAUUCAAUAGAUACAUAGUCAUUAAUUCAUUAGAUUGAAAAUUUGUACACGUAUACUUCCACAUGUUGUAGCAUAUUUAUCAAUGUGUAGCUGAUGUAACAACUUCAAUUACUUGUGGUAAAGUUGUCAUUUUCAAAAUUUUAAUUACACUUUCAUUUGCUGAAUAACUUUGUGAGGAUCAACAACUAGC
This is a messenger RNA of Lotus japonicus, 3573 nucleotides long. Its product is annotated as calcium-transporting ATPase 2, plasma membrane-type-like. Gene Ontology annotation, molecular function: ATP hydrolysis activity; calmodulin binding; ATP binding. Gene Ontology annotation, cellular component: membrane; intracellular membrane-bounded organelle. The transcript has 7 exons. Bases 181 to 3225 code for a protein of 1014 amino acids. Gene Ontology annotation, biological process: calcium ion transmembrane transport. Lineage: Eukaryota; Viridiplantae; Streptophyta; Magnoliopsida; Fabales; Fabaceae. The record is from RefSeq and is a predicted model, not a curated record.